UUAUACCAUAUAAACCAAGCAUUAUUUUUAAAAUAUAGAGUAGCAACACUGAUAUAAUAUCAGCUUAAAUGACGUUUCUUUCAUCGUUCUUUCAUUGUCAAAUUCCGCCAAAAUGACGAAAGGUACAUCAAGUUUCGGUAAACGCCGGAAUAAGACACAUACAUUGUGUAGACGAUGUGGAAGAUCGUCCUAUCAUAUUCAGAAGUCUCAAUGCGCUCAAUGCGGAUACCCUGCAGCUAAACUGCGUUCCUACCACUGGUCAGUUAAGGCCAAGCGCAGGAAGACCACAGGCACUGGUCGCAUGCGUCACCUUAAGAUUGUAAGAAGGCGUUUCCGCAACGGCUUCAAGGAAGGAAAACCCACCCCCAAGAAAGCUGUUGCCUCAUCGUAGACUUAAUGCUUAAUAUCAAUAAAAAAAUUAAAAAGUA
Messenger RNA from Danaus plexippus (monarch butterfly), 428 nucleotides. It is a transcript of the gene RpL37-1, whose product is annotated as large ribosomal subunit protein eL37. Gene Ontology annotation, biological process: translation. The transcript has 3 exons. The coding region runs from base 113 to 391 and encodes 92 amino acids. Gene Ontology annotation, cellular component: cytosolic large ribosomal subunit; ribosome. Lineage: Eukaryota; Metazoa; Arthropoda; Insecta; Lepidoptera; Nymphalidae. Gene Ontology annotation, molecular function: RNA binding; structural constituent of ribosome. The record is from RefSeq and is a predicted model, not a curated record.